This is a messenger RNA of Punica granatum (pomegranate), 1127 nucleotides long. Lineage: Eukaryota; Viridiplantae; Streptophyta; Magnoliopsida; Myrtales; Lythraceae. The record is from RefSeq and is a predicted model, not a curated record.
GAAGGCUCGUCCCUUAGCCGUAACCGUAAAUGGCUUUGCCAAACUGCUCGGCCUUCCCAACUCGCAGCUCUGUCCUCAAACCCCACUCCCCACUCUUCUUCCAUUCCCUGGGAGCCCAUUCUUCUCUUCCAAUUCCUAAUCCUAAGCAAAAUCCACAAACCUUCAAUGGUGAUUCUCCAGGUGGGGGCGCUCUCCAGUCCCUUUGCGUGAGUAAGAGGGAGCUCGGCCUCUCGAUUCUUGCAGCUUUGCUUAAUGGGUCCCUCCCCAGGACUGCUCUGGCUCAAGACUUGGAGCUGGAGAGGUACACAGACUCAAUGGCGGGGUUCACUCUUCUCAGACCCUCUUCUUGGAUUCAGGUGGAUAAGGCAGGGGCAACCGUGCUGUUUGAGGAGCCCAAUAAUGGAAUUAACAAUGUAGGGGUGGUGGUGAACCCUGUUCGUCUCACGAGCCUCGGAGAAUUUGGUAGUCCCGAGUUUGUUGCGGACAAGCUCAUACAGGCGGAAAAGCGCAAAGAAAGUACAAAGGAGGUAGAAGUGAUUGGAGUUGCGGAGAGAUCUGGUCAGGGAGGGUUACAGGUUUACGAAGUUGAGUACAAAGUUGAUAGCACCAGAGGAGGAAUGAAGAGGAUAUUUUCAGCUGCAUUUGUGGCCUCUAGGAAGCUCUAUCUAUUGAAUAUUGCUCACUCAGAUAAGCCAGAGAGCCCUCUCGAUGCCCAAACAAGAGCGAUGCUGGAGGAAGUUCUUCACUCCUUUGACUACGCUCCCACGACUUAACCAUUUGAAUUUGUUUUAACCCGAUUCAUUUCCAAAUUAUGCUUUCGAUACAGUUCUCAAGGCCUAUCAGGUAAUGGUAUAUUCCUCAACCUGCUUUCACCUUUGCAAGAGAACCCGUUCUAGGAGAUGAAUACGUAAAUGCUUGCUAAUACCAGUUACACGAACAUAGCAAAUUCGUCAAAAAGAUCAUCAAAGGGAUCUCCAAGACUCUCUUUUGUUCUGAACCAUUGCUGUUUCUGUCAUCCGAUAUAUAAUCCGCACUUAGAAAGGGAAAAAAAAUCAUUUGAAUAUAAAAUUGUAAAGUUUGAUUGAAUAUUUGGAAGCAAUGGCAUAUACAUUCCUCUUAGUACUGUA